Messenger RNA from Angiostrongylus costaricensis, 2334 nucleotides. Lineage: Eukaryota; Metazoa; Nematoda; Chromadorea; Rhabditida; Metastrongylidae. The record is from the annotation of a GenBank genome assembly.
AUGGCGAGACGAGAGCGAAAGCGACGAGGUCGCUGGGAAACCUACAACUCGGAGUUCAAUUCGGUGGACGGCUUCUCAAACAGUGCGGUAGAUAAGCAGAUUGAGAAAGAAGCCUCAGCGCCUGUUCCUAAGGCAGCUUCGCAGAAUUUAAAUGGUGAAAAUACAGCGACUGUAGACGAAUUUGGUGGAAAAGACUACCGCUCCGAAAUGCCACUGAAGCCAGAUCAUGCUUCUCGUCCGUUAUGGGUGGCUCCAGAUGGUCAUAUAUUUCUGGAGUCGUUCAGCCCUGUGUACAAACAUGCGCGAGAUUUUCUUAUCGCCAUAUCAGAGCCAGUUUGUCGACCAGAGCAUAUCCAUGAAUAUCAGUUAACAGCGUAUUCCUUGUACGCUGCAGUUUCGGUGGGACUUCAGACGAAUGAUAUCAUUGAAUAUUUGGAACGCUUAAGCAAGAGUGCAUUGCCUAAAGGCAUAGUUGAGUUCAUCAAGAUGUGUACUCUGAGCUAUGGAAAAGUGAAGUUAGUAUUGAAACACAACCGAUAUUUUGUUGAAUCACGUCAUUCUGAUGUGAUCCAGAAGCUUCUGAAAGACAAAGUCAUUCAGUCAUGUAUACUUGAGGACGAAAAACCACUUGAAGAAACGCAGGCUGAAAUGGAAUACGAGUUUGAGGAUGGAUCCUUGUCACUGAGCAACACCGUGAGUGCUAUGCUUUCAUUCCUAUUCCAGGUUCCUGAGGAUAUUGGGCAGCUGUAUGGUAAAAUUGAUGGCGAUGACGAAGAAGAUGUUGAAAUUCGCAGUUUGCAGUUGCUAACUUUCGAAAUAAAACAGGAGAGCAUCGAGAAAGUGCAAAAACGUUGUAUUGAGUUGGAAUAUCCUUUGUUGGCAGAGUAUGAUUUUCGAAAUGACACUAUGAAUCCAAAUCUUGGUAUUGAUCUGAAACCUUCUACGACGUUGCGACCAUAUCAAGAAAAGAGCCUUCGUAAAAUGUUUGGGAACAGUCGAGCCAGAUCUGGCGUCAUUGUUCUUCCUUGCGGAGCUGGAAAAACGUUGGUGGGCGUCACUGCUGUAACUACAGUUAACAAACGAUGUCUUUGUCUCGCAAAUUCAAACGUUUCCGUAGAACAAUGGAGAGCUCAGUUCAAGUUAUGGUCUACCAUUACGGACAAACAAAUUGUAAGAUUCACCCGUGAAGCUAAGGACAGCGUGCCUCAGGGACCAGAUGCAAGCAAGCCAAUAGUUUGUAUCAGUACCUAUUCUAUGGUGGCAUAUGCAGGCAAAAGAACCUUUGCUGCAGAAGAGGCAAUGAAGUUCAUUGAAAGCCAGGAAUGGGGCUUAUUACUGCUAGAUGAAGUUCACACAAUUCCGGCAAAAAUGUUUCGUCGAGUGCUGACAAUCGUGCAAGCGCAUUGCAAACUCGGUCUCACUGCUACGCUUGUCCGAGAGGACGACAAAAUUACUGAUCUCAAUUUUCUUAUUGGCCCAAAAAUUUACGAAGCGAAUUGGAUGGAAUUAGAAAAAGCUGGUCAUAUCGCUAAAGUGCAAUGUGCAGAGGUUUGGUGUCCUAUGACGUCGGAGUUCUAUUCGUAUUAUUUGAGGGCGCAAAUUGCUCGACGACUUCUUCUAGCCGUGAUGAAUCCUAACAAGUUUAGAAUCUGCCAGUUCUUAAUCAAAUUUCAUGAACGUAGAAAUGACAAAAUCAUUGUUUUCUCGGACAAUGUGUUCGCUUUGAAGAAAUACGCAAUCGAAAUGAAUAAACCAUUUUUAUAUGGUGAAACGAGCCAGAACGAGCGAAUGAAGAUUCUUCAAAAUUUCCAGUACAAUCCGCGUGUGAAUACGAUUUUUGUGUCAAAGGUAGCUGACACAUCUUUCGAUCUACCGGAGGCAAACGUUCUUAUUCAGAUCUCAUCGCACGGUGGCUCGAGAAGACAGGAAGCCCAACGUUUGGGUAGAAUUCUUCGUGCUAAAAAGCAUUCCACGGAGCAGUUCAAUGCGUUUUUCUACUCGCUAGUUUCUCAGGAUACAGUUGAAAUGGGUUAUUCGAGAAAACGAAAAUUUGUGAACCGUUUUAUGAUGUUUUUGGUGAAUCAAGGCUACGCCUACAAGGUUGUGAAUCGAUUACCGGGUAUGGAGAAGGAGGAUCUAAAAUUCGGAAGCAAGGAAUCUCAGCUUCAAUUGCUGCAGCAGGUAUUAGCAGCCUCUGAUGCUGACGCUGAAGAAGAGGAUGUUAGGGAAGAAAUGGCCGAUGGUAGCAUCAAGGUAACUUGCUACCUAGGUUCGAUAUUUCAGCAUUCGUUUGUUGAUCGACACCCGCUGUUCAAGAGAUUUCGCGAUAAAUGA